GGAGCAGUGUCGUUUGCGGAAGUAGUAGCUCGGUGUGUUUUUGUAGAGCUGUAAACCUGCAGUAAAAUACAAAUAUUAACCUUAUUUUAGAUAAAUAACCGAAAGUUUAACAUGUAGAAAUGACCACAGCACUUGCAGCUUAUUUUAGCGCUUGAAAAGCCUCAGUCUGGGAUCGGGAUUUGAUUUCUGUGUUGGAUUUUGUAGCGGAGAAGAGGAGAAGAGGAGAGUUAGACAACCCUAAAUCUGAUUAAUGAUAAUAAUGGAGCUGUCGACUGAUGUGGAUGCUGUGGUCGGGAACAUUGGAAAGCUGCCAUCAGAAGUGUUUUCGGAGACAUGUCAUGAGAUUCUGCUUCAUCUUCAAGGAAAGACCAGUGCGGUAGACUUGGUGGAAAACUGUAAUAAAUUUCAAAGAGCAGGAGUAAACCUUGACUGGAAAUCAGCCCAGGAUGUUAUAAGGCUGUUGUCAUUUCAUUUUAGGUCAGCUGCGAAGAGCAAACUCACUGCUGAUCACCUGAUCACUAGAUUAGGUGAGGCCAGCUCUAAAUGGACCAAACCGGCUUUACAAGUGGUGCACCAGCUGUGGACUGAAAAUGCUUCUUUUGUACAAGCUCACCAGGAGGCCCAGGCCAUGGCCAGCAUUGGACAGCUGGUGGAUAUACAGUGGAAGCUGGGCAUGGCUGUGAGCUCUGACACAUGUCGCUUCCUCAACUCCCCAUACAUCUCAGUCCUGAUGAAAAUCGCAGACACAUCUGGAGAAAUCACUUAUAAAUCAUUUGAGAUGACCGUUCUUCAAUUCAAGAACUUCUUCAAACAGUUCAAGGAAAUGGCGUCUGUUUUGGAGACUGUGUAGAAAUUCCGCUCCAAUUUUCCAGUAUUUUUAUUGUAUGUUUUCUUUGUAUGUAGAAUACUUCAGUAUUUACUAAUUGUUUACAUUCAAGCUGUUUUGUUAUUUAUUUGUGCCUUUUAACAACCCCUCAGUGGGAAACUAAUCCAUGCCAUAAUGCACUUUGUUUUGCAUGCUUUUUUUAGAGCAUUGAAUAAAGAGCUUUGAAUAGAA
Messenger RNA from Astyanax mexicanus (Mexican tetra), 1057 nucleotides. It is a transcript of the gene commd6, whose product is annotated as COMM domain containing 6. Gene Ontology annotation, molecular function: NF-kappaB binding. Bases 251 to 850 code for a protein of 199 amino acids. The transcript is spliced from 7 exons. The record is from RefSeq and is a predicted model, not a curated record. Lineage: Eukaryota; Metazoa; Chordata; Actinopteri; Characiformes; Acestrorhamphidae.